Hyaena hyaena (striped hyena) is the source of this 2826-nucleotide messenger RNA. It is a transcript of the gene SLC9A2, whose product is annotated as solute carrier family 9 member A2. The record is from RefSeq and is a predicted model, not a curated record. Gene Ontology annotation, biological process: regulation of pH; sodium ion transport; proton transmembrane transport. Gene Ontology annotation, cellular component: membrane. The transcript has 12 exons. Lineage: Eukaryota; Metazoa; Chordata; Mammalia; Carnivora; Hyaenidae. The coding region runs from base 1 to 2439 and encodes 812 amino acids. Gene Ontology annotation, molecular function: sodium:proton antiporter activity.
AUGGAGCCCGCGGGCACCGGGAGGAGCCUGCGGGCGCCGCCGCCGCCGCUGCUGCUGCUGCUGCUCCUGCAGGUGGCGGGGCCGGCGGGCACCCUGGCUGAGACCCUGCUGGACGCGUCAAGGGCUAUGGGCUCCAGCUCCAGCCCGCCCAGCCCCGCGAGCGUGGUGGCUCCCGGAACGACGCCGUUCGAGGAGAGUCGAUUGCCAGUGUUCACCCUGGAUUACCCCCACGUGCAGAUCCCCUUCGAGAUCACCCUGUGGAUCCUGCUGGCCUCCCUGGCCAAGAUAGGCUUCCACCUGUAUCACAAGCUGCCCACAAUAGUGCCCGAGAGCUGCCUCCUUAUAAUGGUUGGCCUGCUGCUCGGAGGGAUUAUUUUUGGGGUCGAUGAAAAGUCCCCGCCUGCCAUGAAGACCGAUGUAUUUUUCUUGUAUCUCCUCCCGCCCAUCGUGCUCGACGCAGGCUAUUUCAUGCCCACUCGCCCAUUCUUUGAGAACAUUGGCACCAUUUUCUGGUAUGCCGUGGUAGGGACCCUCUGGAAUUCCAUUGGCAUUGGGGUGUCUUUGUUUGGCAUCUGCCAAAUCGAAGCCUUCGGCCUGAGUGACAUCACUCUGCUCCAGAAUCUACUCUUCGGCAGCUUGAUCUCAGCCGUGGACCCCGUGGCUGUGCUCGCCGUCUUCGAGAACAUUCAGGUCAACGAGCAGCUCUACAUCCUGGUCUUCGGAGAGUCCCUGCUGAAUGACGCAGUGACGGUGGUCCUGUACAACUUGUUCAAGUCUUUUUGCCAGAUGAAAACCAUUGAGACCAUUGACGUGUUUGCUGGAAUUGCAAACUUCUUUGUUGUGGGAAUUGGUGGGGUGUUGAUUGGCAUCUUCCUGGGAUUUAUAGCGGCAUUUACUACUCGGUUCACGCAUAACAUCCGAGUGAUUGAGCCACUCUUUGUCUUCCUGUACAGCUAUUUGUCCUAUAUAACAGCCGAAAUGUUUCACCUCUCAGGUAUCAUGGCAAUCACUGCCUGUGCAAUGACUAUGAAUAAGUAUGUGGAGGAAAACGUAUCUCAAAAGUCCUACACGACCAUCAAGUAUUUCAUGAAGAUGCUGAGCAGCGUCAGUGAGACCCUGAUCUUCAUCUUCAUGGGCGUGUCCACUGUUGGAAAGAACCAUGAGUGGAACUGGGCCUUCGUGUGCUUCACGCUUGCCUUCUGUCUCAUCUGGAGAGCUCUGGGUGUCUUUGUCCUGACUCAGGUCAUUAACUGGUUCCGGACGAUCCCCUUGACCUUUAAGGAUCAGUUCAUCAUUGCCUAUGGAGGGCUCCGAGGCGCCAUCUGCUUUGCGCUUGUGUUCCUCCUACCUGCUGCUGUGUUUCCUCGGAAAAAGCUGUUCAUCACAGCUGCGAUCGUUGUCAUAUUCUUUACGGUCUUCAUCCUGGGAAUUACUAUCCGACCACUGGUGGAAUUUCUAGAUGUUAAGAGGUCCAAUAAGAAACAGCAAGCGGUCAGUGAAGAAAUCCAUUGCCGGUUUUUCGAUCAUGUGAAGACUGGGAUUGAAGAUGUUUGUGGACAUUGGGGUCACAACUUUUGGAGAGACAAGUUUAAGAAGUUCGAUGACAAAUACCUACGGAAGCUUCUGAUUCGGGAAAACCAACCCAAGUCAAGCAUUGUGUCUUUAUAUAAAAAGCUUGAAAUAAAACAUGCCAUUGAGAUGGCAGAGACGGGAAUGAUAAGCACUGUGCCUUCUUUUGCGUCUCUGAAUGAUUGUCGUGAAGAAAAAAUAAGGAAGCUCACACCUGGUGAAAUGGAUGAAAUCCGAGAAAUAUUAUCCAGAAAUCUCUAUCAAAUCCGACAGCGAACUUUGUCCUACAACAGACACAACCUGACAGCUGACACAAGUGAGCGACAAGCCAAGGAAAUUCUGAUUCGCCGGAGGCACAGUUUGCGAGAAAGUCUCAGGAAAGACAACAGCUUGAACCGAGAGCGCAGGGCUUCCACUUCAGCUUCUCGAUAUUUAUCCUUACCAAAGAAUACAAAGCUUCCAGAAAAGCUACAAAAGAAAAAGAAUAUUUCUAAUGCAGGUGGCAACAGCAGUGACUCGGACACAGAUGUUGGGACCACUGUCCUCAAUCUGCAGCCCCGAGCAAGGCGCUUCCUGCCAGAACAGUUCUCAAAGAAAGCCCCGCAGCCCUACAAAAUGGAAUGGAAGAAUGAGGUAGACGUUGAUUCCGGACAGGGCCAGCCUUGUAACCCCCCGGCUCCCCACAGCAAAGACGGGGGCACCCAGACCCCAGGCAUGCUACGGCAGCCCCUUCUCUCCAAAGGCCAGUUUGGUCCAGUGCGGGAAGACAGUAUGACUGAAGGUGGCCACCCCAAGCCACCGCCCAGGCUAGUCCGAAGGGCGUCAGAACCUGGAAGCCGGAAAGGCCGAUUUGGAAGUGAGAAGCCUUAAUGGAAAUGGCCAAAGCAGACCUGGAGUGACUGACCCAGCACAGCUAGGGUGUGUUACUCUGAAACCUGACACAGCAGUGGAAUCCAUUGAAUACCCUCUAUGCAUCUAACGACUUCUUUGGGUAGCAGAGUCAUGCCACUGACUUACAGGAUGAAGGCUCAUCCCAAGAAGAGGAAAAUCAAAGAAGACAGUUCCAUAAAAUGCCUUUUGUGACUUCUUGCUAGCAGUUAUAUUCUUUGCAAGCCUCAAGAAAAAGAAAAAAAAAAAGUGUGCCUUUAUUGAACUUGAAUGACAGAACUUGAAAUUUUUAUCACACCCUUGUUGGUGAAAAUUUUAAUAUAUACAUGUAUGCCUCAAAUUUUAUUUAUGAAAACAUAUCUAUAUCUG